CCUGGCCCACGGUCAUGCCCUGCGCCACCUCCCGCAGGGAAGCCCCCACACCGGAAGCCAAGAUGUCCAGCAAGCGGGCCAAGGCCAAGACCACCAAGAAGCGGCCACAGCGGGCCACAUCCAAUGUGUUCGCCAUGUUUGACCAGUCCCAGAUCCAGGAGUUUAAGGAGGCUUUCAACAUGAUCGACCAGAACCGCGAUGGCUUCAUUGACAAGGAGGACCUGCAUGACAUGCUGGCUUCCCUGGGGAAGAACCCCACGGACGAGUACCUGGAGGGUAUGAUGAGCGAGGCGCCGGGCCCCAUCAACUUCACCAUGUUCCUCACCAUGUUUGGGGAGAAGCUGAACGGCACUGACCCCGAGGACGUGAUCCGCAACGCCUUCGCCUGCUUCGACGAGGAGGCCUCAGGCUUCAUCCAUGAGGACCACCUCCGGGAGCUGCUGACCACCAUGGGUGACCGCUUCACAGACGAGGAGGUGGACGAGAUGUAUCGCGAGGCCCCCAUCGACAAGAAAGGCAACUUCAACUACGUGGAGUUCACGCGCAUCCUCAAGCACGGAGCCAAGGACAAGGAUGACUAGGCCGCCCCUCGCCUGGCCCCGCCCC
Molecule: messenger RNA, 606 nt
Organism: Dipodomys ordii (Ord's kangaroo rat)
Lineage: Eukaryota; Metazoa; Chordata; Mammalia; Rodentia; Heteromyidae
Gene: Myl9
Product: myosin, light chain 9, regulatory
Exons: 3
Coding region: 15-581 (188 amino acids)
Biological process (GO): myofibril assembly; platelet aggregation
Cellular component (GO): stress fiber; myofibril; cytoplasm
Molecular function (GO): calcium ion binding
Source: RefSeq, a predicted model, not a curated record